UCCCACGAACAUGGCGGACAUAUUAAAAGUGUUUAAAAAAUGUUCACAAGAUGGAAGCACAAUAGUGUUUUUAGGAAAACGAGAUUUUAUAGAUAGUCUAGGAGGUACAGAACCCAUCAAUGGUGUGGUUUUACUAGACGAGGAGUUAAAUUCUCCGUUCUCUACCCUAGAUGUACUUCUUGUUUGCUCCUUUAGGUAUGGAGUAGAGGAGAAGGAGACGAUGGGAUUAACUUUCAAAAAGGAACUCGUGCUCUCGGAGCAUUCAAUACGAAGAGAUAGUUUAAAAUACUGGUCACUACUUCAGGAGAAGCUGGUUGCAAAAUUUGGCAAAAAUGCUUAUCCGUUCCAUCUAGAGUUUCCGGAUCACUGUUCCGCCUCGGUCACCAUAGUUCCCGAGAGUUUAGAGUCAGGAGAACCAUGUGGCGUGGAAUAUUUUGUUCGAGUCAAACAUAACUCCUUGCAGAAGAAGCUUUCAGUUGUAAACCUGACAGUUAGGAAAAUUCAGUUUGCUCCCAGAAAUAUUCAAAGGUCUAAAAAACCAGUUACAUUGGUUAGAAAACACUUGUCCUCUGGUCUCCUGGAGUUAGAAGCCAGCCUAGACAACCAUCUUUACUCACACGGAGAUGAAAUAAUGGUUGAUGUAAACAUCAGGAAUAAUUCUAACAAGACGGUUAAAAGGAUUUCAGCUGUUGUUCUACAGCAGGUUGAUAUAGCCAUGUUUAAAGGUGGCAACCAACAUGCUGUGGUAACCAAUUGGGAUUCCCAGGAUGGAUGUCCUAUACAACCAGGAUCAUCAUUAUCCAGGAAAAUAUAUUUAACUCCUACAGCUGAAUCCUGUAAUAGACAUGGACUAGCUCUGGAGGGCAGAGUCAAGGGAAGUGACACAUGUUUAGCGAGUUCUACUUUGUUAGCUGAUACAUCAAGGAGAGAUGUUUUUGGUGUUAUUGUCUCAUAUUCUGUAAAGAUAAAAUUGCUCCUUGGCGCUAUUAAUGGAUCCCUAUCAGCAGAGAUACCCUUUGUUCUGAUGCAUCCGUCCCCAAGAGAUAGGAAAAUUAUGAAAAAACGAGAUACUCUAGAAUCUGUUGAAUCAUUUGGUUCUAAUGAAGAGAUCGCUUAAUAGAUGGAUUUCUAUAUUUAAGUUAAAAAAUUAUUGUUAUGAAAUAAAAUAUAGAAAUAUUUGUGUAUGUAUGUAAAGUAUCUGACAACCAAAUCAAAAUAAACAAUUAAAAAUA
This is a messenger RNA of Eurytemora carolleeae, 1232 nucleotides long. RefSeq names its product phosrestin-2. Gene Ontology annotation, biological process: signal transduction; G protein-coupled receptor internalization. Bases 11 to 1117 code for a protein of 368 amino acids. Gene Ontology annotation, molecular function: G protein-coupled receptor binding. Gene Ontology annotation, cellular component: cytoplasm. The transcript has 9 exons. NCBI's taxonomy places the organism in Eukaryota, Metazoa, Arthropoda, Copepoda, Calanoida, Temoridae. The record is from RefSeq and is a predicted model, not a curated record.